Molecule: messenger RNA, 1713 nt
Organism: Talaromyces proteolyticus
Lineage: Eukaryota; Fungi; Ascomycota; Eurotiomycetes; Eurotiales; Trichocomaceae
Exons: 2
Coding region: 1-1713 (570 amino acids)
Source: RefSeq, a predicted model, not a curated record
AUGGUGACCGGCGUCGAGACAGCAGGCCUCGUCCUAGGCUCGAUUCCUCUGAUCCUAUCAGGCCUUGAAUUCUACGCAAAUGGAAUUGCCGUUACUAAGCGCUACUGGAGAUAUCGCGAAGAAUUCAGGAGCCUUAUCAUCGAGCUCCGAACAGAGCACACAAUGUUUGUUAACAGCAUUAACAUGCUGUUAAUAGGGGUUGUGAAGCAAAAAGAGAUGGAGGAAUUCCUUGCAGAUCCAUGUGGCGAGCAUUGGAAGGAGAAGAAGUUCGACCUGAAGCUACAGCAGCGCCUUGGCACGAGUUACGAGUCAUAUGUGGACACUAUUACUCAGCUCAAUAGCACGACGGACGUCUUCAAGCAGAGACUGAAAUUGGAUGCUUUUGGGAAGCCGCAAUUCACCGCGGAAACGGCCUUCAAAGAACACUACAAGCGACUCAAAUUUAGCUUGAAUAAGGCCAACUACAGCGAUUUGAUGAAUAAGCUUCGACAAGCAAACUCGUCGCUCCACCGGAUGACCACCCAAACCAUGUCCCUCGAAACCCUGCAGGCUUCAUGCAAGCCUGACCGCCGAGCAAUACCUAAGUUCCAUGUAGUUAAUGAUCGAGCACAUGGUUUCUACUCUGCACUGCGUUCUGGCUGGAAAUGCUCAUGUCAUGUGGACCAUACCGUCAGCCUUCGUUUAGAGCCACGGAUGGACGACAUACCAAGCGAUGACGACGAUGAGAGCGAAGAAGGAUAUAUGCGGGAUCCUUUUCAUGUUGUGUUUCGCUAUGGUCAUCACCCCCCGAAAGGCCCAAAUAGCCCCACGCCUACCACGCAACCCUGGAACUGGGAAGAGGCUGAUGUACAAAUAACUAUCAAAAACCAGAGCUCUAUGGCGUCAUAUAGCAAAGAUUGUAGAAAAGUGCGAUUCGCAAACCAGGCGAAGAAAGCCGUCAAGGCGGCUUUGGAUCCAAAUCCGAACUUGCAACCUAUUCAAGAUUUGUGCGCAGCAAUUAGCACCCUGCAAAAGCCACAAGGCGAUGUCUGCUUCUCGCUCUUGGCAUCUGAGUACGCUAAGCAGAAGUAUGGAAUUCUCAUCUACCCCUUGAAGGAGCCGCGUUCGGAUACUGAAUCCUGGUCUAUCUCAUCCCUUCGAAGUGUGCUAGAAGAACCUGAAUCUAGAUUCGCCCGUCGCGACCGCCUCCAGCUAGCUAUCACCCUCGCGUCCAGCGUCUUGCAGCUCCAUGAAACCCCGUGGCUCGAUGAGGACUGGGGAAACGACAAUAUAUUCUUCAUCAGAACGUUAGACAAGACUAUAUACGAUCAUCCGUUCGUCUCUCGGCACUUCAACCUAACGAAUGUACCCUCAUCAAAAACAUUCCCGGCAUCGAUGGGCAGAAUCAUCCGGAAUCGGACUCUGUACGCGCUAGGCAUAUCUCUCAUCGAGCUCUGGUACGGCAAACCGCUUCCUGAACUCUAUAAACCAGAGGAUGGACCACAGGGCACUGGAGACCCACGCAUCGAUCUCAUGACUGGGUGGAACACAGCUGAUCGGCUUGUGGAUGAGCUGUACAGCGAGGCAGGGGGGAAAUAUAGUGACGCAGUACGAAGGUGUAUCCGAUGCGACUUUGAUCGCCGUUCAAGCAGCCUUGAGGAUGCCGCAUUCCAGAGGGACGUCUACCAGGGUGUAGUGGCGCAACUCCAGGAAAAUUUCGACUUCCUGUAUUGA